AAAACUUUUAAUGCUUUAACAACAACACGCCAGAUACCGAUGUCGACAUUUUUUUAUUAAAUCAUUUUUAUUCUGCAUUUUUUAAUUGAAUCCAAAUCAACAAUCAAUGAUGAAUCAAGUGACUUCUGUUACAUUGGUACCGGAUCGACCGAGUGCAACAUAUACAAGUGGCGAAGUGGUCACUGGCCAUUGUAUUGUAACAGUUACAGGUGAAAUGGAUUUUGAUUGUAUUGAAAUAAAAUUAGUUGGUAAAUCACGUGUAGAAAUACCGACCAAUGAUAGUUCCCGUAACAAUAAUGAUAAAAAUAAUGGUUUCGAUAAAUAUAUCAAAGAAUUAAGCUUACUGGAAUUGGUUUAUAAACCAAGUACAGUUUAUCAUUCAAAAUUAUCAACGGGUAAACAUGAUAUUGGCUAUUCAUUCAUCGUACCGCCAAAUGUACCAAGUUCAUAUGAUGCACAAUUUGGUUUCAUUCGUUACAAGAUUAAAGCUAAAGCUGGAUCGGAAAAGAACGAAUUCGUACUUAGUAUUAUUUCGCCUCCAAGUAUUUCACCAAAUGAAUUGCUUAUUCCUAUAAUGGAAAACAAAAGUAAAAAUAUUGGCCUAUUAAAUGGUAAGACAGUAUUGUUACAUUGUGAAAUACCAAGAUCAGGUUUUACAUUAGGAACAAAAGUGCCAAUCAAAUGUACAAUUAAUAAUCAAUCAUUGAAAAGGAUUGUUUUAAAAGGUGCAUUACGACAAGAGGUUACAUUCAAAGCACAUGAAGAAGAACGAAAAUUGAUGCAAAAAUUAUCCUCAGUAAUGGGAGCUACGAUCGAACCACAAAGUGAACUUACGCAUGAUAUGAAUAUUGCCAUACCAGUUAAUCUGCCAAUCGUUUACAAUACCUGUCCAAUCAUACAGAUUCAAUAUAUGGUGACGGCUAAAUUGAAAAUUCCGUUAUCAUUUGAUUUACGGAUGAACAUGCCAAUAAUUAUUACCAAUCUGCCGAUAAAUGAACCAUCAAAUAAUGCCGAUGCACCUCCAGCCCCAGGAAUCAUUAAUCCUCAAUUUUAGAUCAAAACAUAUCUGUUCCAUUCGAUUUUUUCAUCACAUUCUUUUGAAUUAUCAAACUCAUCAACGCUCAAUUUUUUGGUUUAUGUGGCCAUUUAAUCUUGAUUUUCAUUUUUAGUUUUUUU
Dermatophagoides pteronyssinus (European house dust mite) is the source of this 1176-nucleotide messenger RNA. Its product is annotated as arrestin domain-containing protein 2-like. Gene Ontology annotation, cellular component: cytoplasm. Lineage: Eukaryota; Metazoa; Arthropoda; Arachnida; Sarcoptiformes; Pyroglyphidae. The record is from RefSeq and is a predicted model, not a curated record. Gene Ontology annotation, biological process: protein transport.